Limulus polyphemus (Atlantic horseshoe crab) is the source of this 683-nucleotide messenger RNA. RefSeq names its product voltage-dependent calcium channel gamma-4 subunit-like. NCBI's taxonomy places the organism in Eukaryota, Metazoa, Arthropoda, Merostomata, Xiphosura, Limulidae. The record is from RefSeq and is a predicted model, not a curated record. The annotation marks the transcript as partial. The transcript is spliced from 4 exons. Gene Ontology annotation, cellular component: plasma membrane.
CCAAAAGGAUUAGAAUGCACUAGUCAUUGUGUUCUAAUAGUCAUGUAGGACUCGAGCACGUGCAUCGUUCAGCUCAUAGCAACAAGCAGACAUUGGAAGCUGAUUUCUAAGAGCAGAAGCUAAGAAUUUCGGGUCUGUCUGAGCGGCAAAUCUGGAAGAGAUUACACCAGUUGAGGGAAGACCACAAAAAUGAGAAAAAAUGGCUCCUGGGGGUAAUCGUCUUGCCGCUGCUGUGAGAUGUGAACAUCUCCUAUUGGUAUGCUUUACCUUUGGUUCAGCUAUAGCAGUCAUCUUGUGGGUUGUAGCCAUGAGUACAGACUACUGGUUCACAGUUUCCGCACCCGACAGUGGCGGCCUCUUCGUGAACAAUACAAAGAUGGUUUUCAUAUACAGUCACUCAGGUCUUUGGCGGAUCUGUCGAACGAGUUUAAUGAAUGUUACAUCAGGAAAUGAUGGAAUUACCACAUCUGAAUGUCAUUAUCACACUCUCUUCCCGAGCGAGAAGGAAAUCGAGAAAAAUCCGGAGCUGGAUCGUACAAUUAUGGAUUACACAAGAACUGAAACUGCCUUUGCCAUCAUCAGUCUGUGUCUGAUGUUGAUGGGUGUUGGAUUUUCGGUCUACACGUUCACUGAACCUAGAUACAUGUUCAAGAGGCUGGCCGGAGGAGUCCAUUUUAUGACAG